AUGCCGGCAACUUACAAUAUCUACAAUUCCAAUUUGCACUUUCGCAACAACGCUGAGCAGCCCAAUCCGGUCGGUCAGGAUAGUUGGGGAACAACAACUGCCACGGAUCAUCAGCAGAGGCCCAGCUCGAAGCCAUGGCAGAUGCCCCUUCGAGCCCAGACCGUCACCUCAAAGCCCUGGCGUCAUCCUGUGCAGCAAUCUUCAGCUACUCAGGGUAGCUGGGCUCCAGCCGCUACAUGGGAAACGCCACCUGCUACGAACUGGGAGCAGAGGCCCACAUCACAGCCCUGGCGCAACCCUGCCCAGAACAACAGCAAUAGCAAUGCCAACAAAGGUCCUUGGUCGAUGCCACAAAACGCAGGGAUUGUGGAACACGCUGCUUUCCAUCACCAGCCGAGGUGCUGUCCCAGAUUUCUCGUCAUCAUCAACAUCAUCAACCAAGUGGAUGGGUUUCAUGGACAGAGCCAGUGGCAAAUGAAACAGUACGUAGCGAAUGACGACAGCCUGAAGAGGCUCUGCGUAAGACCGUGUGGAGAUUGA
Molecule: messenger RNA, 540 nt
Organism: Bacidia gigantensis
Lineage: Eukaryota; Fungi; Ascomycota; Lecanoromycetes; Lecanorales; Ramalinaceae
Exons: 2
Coding region: 1-540 (179 amino acids)
Source: RefSeq, a predicted model, not a curated record